GAGCUUGACGUAGAAAUAAGUGAUGACAGAUUGAGAGAGAUGAUUGAAGAAGCUGAUCUAAAUGAUGACAAAGGAGUAGAUGAGGAAGAAUUCAUAAAUCUUUUGAAAAAAAUAAAUUUAUACAAUUGA
Molecule: messenger RNA, 129 nt
Organism: Acaulospora morrowiae
Lineage: Eukaryota; Fungi; Glomeromycota; Glomeromycetes; Diversisporales; Acaulosporaceae
Source: the annotation of a GenBank genome assembly